AUGCUUGUAAGGUUUGCAGUAGGAACCCAAGGGGAGAAGGGGGUCUCUGCAGAGAUUCCCGAGAACGUCUUCCAGGCAGAUGGCCAAGGGGUGACUCUUUCAGCGGCCGCGAAUAGAUUGAAGGUCGUGGAGAGGGUCCUGUCUGAAGCCCAGCCUCCUCCUCUGGGUGCCUCUUCUCUCCUGGGGCUCUUCCAGCUUUUGAAAGAGGCGUCUGAGGUCGAGGUGGAAGAACCAGGCCAGCUGGGAGCCCUGGAAGAGCUGGGCCGGCAUUACGUGGAGAUUACAGGGAGGCUUCUGGAGGAGGAGAACACAGAUGAUUGGUCUGAGAUCAAGCCGAUCAUCGGGGGACCCAUGACGGUGGUGGAAAAUGUGGACAAGAUGGCUUCCAGCCUCCAUCAGCUCCUGAGCCCCGAAAGGGUGAAAGUCACAUUUCACAGUAAGAAUAUCGGGAUCGAGGUGCGACGGGCAGAGCUGGGCCCAGAGAGAGCUGGCGGGGGGGCCUCCCUGAUGCCAACCCACCGCUGGGACCAGCUGGAUGCGAUUGAGAUCCCAGCAGAGGAACUGGAGCGCCUGAGAGUGAAAGGCCUGCGUCAAAUCACCCUCACCCAUACUUGGUACAGCUAUGGAGCCCUCCAGCACCUUCUCGCCAGCAGCAGUGCUGUGUUCAAAGACGCCGCUGUGUCCGACGGAGGACGGAGGCAUUUGAGCACCCAAGUGGCCUCUUCCAUCAUCUCCUCCAGCUUGGUCAGCAACUAUGAGGAAAUCAGCACGUCCGUGCGGUACCGUCUCCGGCACCGGGUUCAGGCUUUAGCAGACCAGCUUGUAGAAGCAGUGUGUGCUUUCUGGAACUUCAGCAGAAGUCCUGAAGGUGUUGGAGGCUGGUCCACCAGAGGUUGCUCGGUGUCUUCUUCUCAGGAGGAUCUAACCACCUGCACCUGUAACCACACCACCAACUUCGCAGUCCUGCUGCAGGUCUAUGAAGUUCAGAGGAGCUUAGAGGAAGAGUCCACGCUGAAGACCCUGACGUUUGUGGGCUGUGGCGUGUCCUUCUGUGCCUUGAUCGUCACCUUGGUGCUCUUCUUAGCUGUUGGGGUCCCCAAAAGUGAACGAACCACCGUGCAUAAAAACUUGAUCUUUGCCUUGGCUGCCGCAGAAGCCUUGUUAAUGUUCAGUGAAUUGGCCAAGAUCAACCAGGGUGUUUGCUUCGCUGUCACAGCCUUUCUCCACCUCUUCUUCAUGGCGGCCUUCGCUUGGAUGUUGGUGGAAGGUCUUCUGCUCUGGAGCAAAGUAGUGGCCGUCAACAUGAGCGAGGAUCGGAGGAUGCGGUUCUACUAUGUGACCGGUUGGGGGCUUCCUGUGCUGAUCGUUGGCAUCACUUUGGCUACGUCGUUCAACAAAUACGUGGCGGACAAUCACUGUUGGCUGAAUGUGCAGACAGAGGUCAUCUGGGCUUUUGUGGGGCCUGUCCUCUUUGUCCUAACAGUGAACACCUUUGUGCUGUUCCGAGUGGUGAUGGUGACAGUCUCCAGCGCACGGCGUCGGUCACGGAUGCUGACCCCCAACAGCAGCUUGGAGAAGCAGAUUGGGGUUCAAAUCUGGGCCACCGCCAAACCCAUCUUGGUGCUGCUCCCUGUCCUGGGCCUGACCUGGGUAUGCGGCAUCCUUGUUCACCUCAGCGUUACCUGGGCCUACAUCUUCAUCAUGCUAAACUCCCUCCAG
Messenger RNA from Notechis scutatus (mainland tiger snake), 1719 nucleotides. Lineage: Eukaryota; Metazoa; Chordata; Lepidosauria; Squamata; Elapidae. The record is from RefSeq and is a predicted model, not a curated record.